This is a messenger RNA of Ostrinia nubilalis (European corn borer), 935 nucleotides long. RefSeq lists its product as uncharacterized. Lineage: Eukaryota; Metazoa; Arthropoda; Insecta; Lepidoptera; Crambidae. The transcript has 4 exons. Bases 57 to 593 code for a protein of 178 amino acids. The record is from RefSeq and is a predicted model, not a curated record.
AACGAAUUAGCAGUCUUUUUACGAGAUUGGAGGACGUCAAUCUCAAUUUGGAAUCGAUGGAUACUUCAGAGACCGCUGAGGGAUCGAAAAUCGAGUCAAGGUGUCAAAGAAUACUAACUGACAUUCGUGAACGUCGUGAGGCGCUGAAGCAUCAUUGUAACUCAUCGGCGAGUGACUCCGGAUCGACGCAAGAGCACCAGCAUAAACCGAAUCUUCCCAAGAUAUCGUUGCCCAAGUUCAGUGGAAGUUAUGGAGACUGGCUGUCGUUCAAGGAUUUAUACGUCACUAUGGUACACGGAAAUGAAGAUUUAAGUCCCGUGCAGAAGUUCUAUUACUUGAAGUCGUGUUUGGUCGGCGAAGCUGCCUCUUUGGUUACGACUUUGGAAUGUACGAACGAAAACUACGUGAAGGCAUGGUCUGCGAUUACAUCAAGAUAUGACAAUAAGCAGCGCUGCCAAGCAUUAGAUAUGCUAUGCCGUGAUGAAGCAGUGAGCACUACAAAGGUCGUGCCUCCGGCAAAGAGCACUAGUCAUGUGACUGUUGGCAGCGGCAGAAGUGCAAAUGGAGAAAAGGUGCGAACAGAGCUACCUUGAUUCUGUGUCCAGGGAUGAAGAAGGAAGGUAUCAUGUCGAUUUGCCAAUAAACAAAGAACUUCUACUAAAACUAGGCAAAUUCGAGUGAAACCUCAGUAUCAAGCACUUCAGCGCAUCCUGUGGAGAGAUGAUCCAUCGCAUGAUAUACAGUGUCUUCAGCUGGAUACUGUUACAUAUGGAACAGCAUCAGCCAGUUACCUUGCUACACGGACAUUGGUGAAAUUGGUUGAGGAUGAAGGUGAUAAUUUUCCAUCUGCUUCUAAGGCAUUACUUCAAAGUACCUUCGUUGAUGACAUUUUGCAUGGCGAGACUGAUCUUUCUUCUGCAUUAAAUACCAUAUAU